Piliocolobus tephrosceles (Ugandan red Colobus) is the source of this 3572-nucleotide messenger RNA. RefSeq names its product gem nuclear organelle associated protein 4 (gene GEMIN4). Gene Ontology annotation, biological process: spliceosomal snRNP assembly; rRNA processing. The record is from RefSeq and is a predicted model, not a curated record. NCBI's taxonomy places the organism in Eukaryota, Metazoa, Chordata, Mammalia, Primates, Cercopithecidae. The transcript is spliced from 2 exons. The coding region runs from base 142 to 3318 and encodes 1058 amino acids. Gene Ontology annotation, cellular component: SMN complex.
UGCGCAGUGGAGACUGUGGGCGGGGCCUGAGGGCGCCCACCGUGGCGCCUGCGCCGUCCAUUGUGCUGUGCGUCCCGGGCCGCGUUCGCGUUCUCGGAGUGGAGGGGGCGUUAGCCCCGCGCAGCAGCCGGCGUCGCCGCCAUGGACCUAGGGCCCUUGAACAUCUGUGAAGAAAUGACUAUUCUGCAUGGAGGCUUCUUGCUGGCCGAGCAGCUGUUCCGCCCCAAGGAACUGGCAGAAUUGACAAAGUCUGACUGGGAACGUGUUGGAUGCCCCAUCGUGGAGGCCUUAAGGGAGAUCUCCUCAGCCGCGGCACACUCCCAUCCCUUUGCCUGGAAGAAGAAAGCCCUGAUUAUCAUCUGGGCCAAGGUUCUGCAGCCACACCCCGUGACCCCGUCCGACACGGAGACGCGGUGGCAGGAAGACCUGUUCUUCUCGGUGGGCAACAUGAUCCCCACCAUCAACCACACUGUCCUCUUUGAGCUGCUCAAAUCCCUGGAAGCUUCCGGACUCUUUAUCCAGCUCCUGAUGGCCCUGCCCACCACCAUCCGCCAUGCAGAACUAGAGCACUUUCUGGAGCACGUGACCGUUGACACUUCUUCUGAAGACGUGGCCUUCUUCCUGGACGUCUGGUGGGAGAUGAUGAAGCACAAGGGUCACCCGCAGGACCCCCUGCUCUCCCAGUUUAGUGCAAUGGCCCAUAAGUACCUGCCUGCCUUAGAUGAGUUCCCCCAUCCUCCAAAGAGGCUUAGGUCAGACCCAGACGUGUGCCCCACCAUGCCCCUGUUGGCCAUGCUGCUCCGCGGGCUGACGCAGAUCCAAAGUCAGAUCCUGGGCCCGGGGAGGAGGUGUUGUGCGCUGGCCAACCUGGCCGACAUGCUGACCGUGUUUGCACUGAUGGAGGACGACCACCAGGAGGUGUCUGCAACCAUGUAUCUGGACAAACUGGCCACCGUGAUCUCUGUGUGGAACUCGGACACCCAGAACCCCUACCACCAGCAGGCACUGGCAGAGAAGGUGAAGGAGGCAGAACGGGAUGUCAGCCUGACCUCACUGGCCAAACUCCCCAGUGAGACCAUUUUCGUGGGCUGCGAGUUCCUGCACCGCCUGCUGCGGGAGUGGGGGGAGGAGCUGCAGGCCGUGCUCCGCAGCAGCCAGGGGACAAGUUAUGACAGCUACCGGCUAUGCGACAGUCUAACUUCCUUCAGCCAGAACGCAACGCUCUACCUGAACCGCACCAGCCUGUCCAAGGAGGAGAGGCAGGUGGUCUCUGAGCUGGCGGACUGUGUCAGGGACUUCCUGAGGAAAACGAGCACGGUGCUGAAGAACAGGGCCUUGGAGGACAUCACAGCUUCCAUUGCCAUGGCCGUCAUCCAGCAGAAGAUGGACCGCCAUAUGGAAGUGUGCUACAUUUUUGCUUCUGAGAAGAAGUGGGCCUUCUCGGAGCAGUGGGUAGCCUGCCUGGGGAGUAACAGGGCCCUCUUCCGAGAGCCAGACUUGGUGUUGAGGCUGCUGGAAACGGUGAUAGACGUCAGCACAACUGACAGGGCCGUCCCUGAGUCUCAGAUCCGGCAGGUGAUCCACCUGGUCCUGGAAUGUUACGCAGACCUCUCCCUGCCAGAUAAAAAUAAAGUCCUUGCAGGUAUCCUGCAUUCCUGGGGGCGAAAGGGCCUCUCUGAAAAGUUGCUGGCUUAUAUGGAGGGUUUUCAGGAAGACCUCAAUACGACUUUUAACCAGCUCACUCAGAGUGCCUCUGAACAGGGCUUGGCAAAAGCUGUGGCCUCCGUGGCCCGCCUGAUCAUAGUGCACCCGGAAGUCACGGUGAAGAAAAUGUGCAGCCUGGCUGUGGUCAAUCUCGGCGCCCACAAGUUCCUGGCCCAGAUUCUCACUGCCUUCCCUGCCCUUCGGUUCGUGGAAGAGCAGAGUCCCAAUUCAUCUGCCACGUUCAUGGUGUCAUGCCUCAAAGAAACUGUCUGGACGAAGUUCUCUACACCCAAGGAAGAAAAGCAGUUUUUAGAGCUCCUGAACUGCCUGAUGCAUCCCGUGAAGCCCCAGGGGAUUCCAGUGGCUGCUCUUCUUGAACCAGAGGAGGUGCUGAGGGAGUUUGUCCUGCCUUUCUUGAGGUUAGAUGUUGAAGAGGUAGACCUCAGUCUGAAGAUCUUCAUCCAGACUCUGGAAGCAGACACGUGCCUAGAGGAGUACUGGCUCCAGACCUGCUCCCCGUUUCCACUCCUCUUCAGCUUGUGCCAGCUCUUGGACGGCUUCAGCAAAUACUGGCAGCUCCCCAAGGAGAAGCGGUGCCUCUCUUUGGAUAGGAAGGAUCUGGCGAUCCAUAUCCUGGAGCUCCUGUGUGAAAUCGUAUCAGCCAAUGCCGAGACCUUCUCCCCGGACGCCUGGGUCAAGUCCCUGUCCUGGCUCCACCGCAAGUUAGAACAGCUGGACUGGACUGUGGGCCUGAGGCUGAAGAACUUCUUUGAGGGGCACUUCAAGUGUGAAGUGCCAGCCACACUUUUUGAGAUCUGUAAGCUUUCGGAAGAUGAGUGGACCUCCCAGGCCCACCCAGGCUACGGAGCCGGCACAGGGCUCCUGGCCUGGAUGGAGUGCUGCUGUGUCUCCAGUGGCAUCUCAGAGAGGAUGCUGUCUCUCUUGGUGGUGGACGUGGGCAAUCCUGAGGAGGUCAGACUGUUCAGCAAAGGCUUUCUGGUGGCCCUGGUACAAGUCAUGCCUUGGUGCAGCCCUCAGGAGUGGCAGCGCCUUCACCACCUGACCAGGAGACUGCUGGAGAAGCAGCUUCUCCAUGUCCCGUAUAGCCUGGAAUAUAUUCAGUUUGUUCCCCUGCUCAACCUGAAGCCGUUUGCCCGGGAGCUGCAACUCUCCGUACUCUUCCUGAGGACUUUCCAGUUUCUCUGCAGCCAGAGCUGUCAUAAUUGGCUUCCUCUGGAGGGCUGGAACCACGUGGUCAAACUCCUCUGUGGCAGUCUGACCCACCUGCUGGACUCAGUCAGGCUGAUACAGUCAGCUGGCCCUUGGGCCCAAGGACCAGAGCAGGACCUGAGCCAGGAAGCCCUGUUCGUCUACACCCAGGUGUUCUGCCAUGCUCUGCACAUCAUGGCCAUGCUCCACCCGGAGGUCUGUGAGCCACUCUACGUUUUAGCCUUGGAAACCCUCACCUGCUAUGAGACUCUGAGCAAGACCAACCCUUCUGUCAGCUCCUUGCUCCAGAGGGCACACGAGCAGCGCUUCUUAAAGUCCAUUGCUGAGGGCAUCAGCCCCGCAGAAUGGCGCCAAACCCUGUUGCAGAAGAUGAACAGCUUCUGACCUGCGCGGGAAGCUGGGCCCCAACAUGGCGGGUCUGCAGAAGAUCAAUAGCUUCUCACCUGCACAGGGGGAGCAGAAAAGCUGGGCCUCAACAUGGCGGGUCUGCAGGGGCCAGACCCUAGCAGCCUGGACUUUGUCGACACUUACGUGAAACUGUCCCCAAAAAGUCAUGGCAAUAAUGGUGCACAGAAAAUAGUUUGUUGGGUAUUUGUAACGUACAAACUAUCAUAAAAAUUCUCCUCUUUUGCAUCUCA